Molecule: messenger RNA, 9738 nt
Organism: Coregonus sp. 'balchen'
Lineage: Eukaryota; Metazoa; Chordata; Actinopteri; Salmoniformes; Salmonidae
Source: the annotation of a GenBank genome assembly
CGGAGUGCCAGAUCACUAUCGUCCCUUGCACCAUGGUUGUUGAGAAUGAUGUUAUCGCAACAUCCGGAGCGCGAACAGGAUUCGCAAGAUUCGAAUCGUGGAAGUGGGGUGAUUGCAGAAGUUGUAAUUGAGAAAAAACCACAGUGAAAUUCUAAAACAUAUUGACGCCAUACCACGAGCGGAGCGAGAAGAAUGACUCCCCGGAGAGUGUUCGCGCUACCCAGGCAGCAAUCCCUGUUUCUUCCGGACCGUCCUUAAUCCUUUUGUACAGGAGGUGAAAUUGGCCAAGGCUGACAUUAUCAAAGUGAGUAUAAAAUGUUAAAUUAAUCUAUUAACUCAUUCAUUUAUCGCUCACAGAACUGGGGUUGGUAUUCAAACGUACUGUAAACAUUUCUACUCCACUACCCACCUCUGAGCGCAGCCGGGUGGUUGUCGUCUAGCUCCUCGGCUGUGUGUGUGUCUGGUGGUGUGUGAAUAUAGCCUACAGUACAGGUACAUAGCUAAUCUAAGCCGAUGAAACCCUGACAAUCCUUUUGUAAUGCCUUGUUAUUGUGUAACACAAACAAUGGAGGCAUUUGUGUACACUCUAGAAAUUCCUCCAACCAUGUGAAUUUCUAGAAUGAAAAGUCUAUAACGUGCUUAUCCCUUGGUCAAUGGUUGCAUCGUUGCGCAUUAUAUAUGUUGGUAAGGAAAUUUGUGUUUUAAAAUGGCUCUUUAAAGUCCCUCUUUCAGUGGCAUGAAGUCAGUAACCUAAACACGUUACUCCAAUGUAGAUCUGUAAUAAACCUGGUGUGUGUGUGAUGUUUUUUUAAAAAUCUCUUUGCAGUGUGUAUUCCAGGGAAUCUUCCUGGUGCCUAUCCGUGCCAUCUUCCUGACUCUGGUUCUCAUGGUAACAUGGCCUGUUGCUGUCAUAACAACAUUCAUGCACCCUCUCAAAGGAGCAGUGGAGCCCAUGACUGGAUGGAGACGGUAAAUAUACAACACCAUCCUGUGCCACUACUGACAUACUGUCAUUGGUCUGUAUGUAUAACUAUAUUUCAACAAUGCAUCCACUAUGAGUACUUUAGUCCUUAGUUCCAAAGGAUGUACAGAGCAUUGUUGUUUUUCACUUACGUAGUUAGGCCUAUGGGCAGUUCCAUGGUAACAGAGUUUUGAGAAAGGAAAGAAGAUGAGGUAGAUGGUGUUUUGGACAAUACAGACAAGAUCUAAUGAAGACAGCUUCAGCUACACAGAACAGCUAGACAGAUCUUUUUUUGUUGAGGAUGAACAAGAAUUAAGCUAGUGUGAAAUUACGUGUUUCUCAAAAAUUCUACAGCUCUUGAUGCUCCCGAGUGGCGCAGCGGCACUGCAUCUCUAGUGCUCGAGGCGUCAUUACAGACCCUGGUUUCGAUUCCAGGCUGUAUCACAAUCCAGCCGUGAUUGGGAGUCCCAUAGGGCGGCGCACAAUUGGCCCAGCGUCGUCUGGGUUUGGCCGGGGUAGGCCGUCAUUGUAAAUAAGAAUUUGUUCUUAACUGACUUGCCUAGUUAAAAAAUAAAUUUAAAAAAUUACGUGUAGGGGCAAUUCCACAUUAACAGCAGAGCACAAACAUCAUUAUUUUACCAAACUUAGCAUGUAAAUGUGUUUUUGUAAAAUGUUCUGUGAAAAUUGUAUAUAUGCUAAUAAAAAGCACGAGGUGCUGACUAACGGUGAAUAAACUGUAAGCUAUAAAAACAGAGUCGCACACUCCAUAUGUAUAACCUCCCAGUAAUUUAUUGGGUAAAAAAACACCAACGUUUUGGCAUCACUGUGCCUUCUUCAGGGUGUGAAAAAGUGGAAAUAUGUAACUUUUUGUCCAAGACCAAAUUCACAUAGAAAUGUGAGUUAUAGAUCUAUCAUUGUACUUGAAAGCAAGUCUAAGAAGCGGUAGAUCUGUUUUAUGUGCACUAUUUCUAUGCUUCCCGUUCUUAAGUUUUGUUUUUGUGUCUUUUACUUUGGGUUUUGUAUACCAGCUUCAAACAGCUGAAACAACAAUAUUUUUUAUUAUGGAAACUAUUUCACAGUGGUUUAGAUGGUACAAAUAUGCUCUACAUUAUACAUUUCUUAUUUUGUCACAGAAACUGAAAUUAGGCAAACUAUAACUAGAGUUUUAGCAACCAGGAAAUGGUGUAGCGAUUUGUGUAUAGUGCAACUUUAACUUUGCAAUCAUUGUUUUUUGUUUGACCUACAUUUUAAAGUGAAAAAUCAAAUUUUAAAGUCUCAGCAUCACUAUGUUACCAUGGAAUUGCCCCUAUACAUCAAGAGCUGUGGGAUUUUCACACAUUGAGGAAGGAGGAAGGAGUAACAACUACGCAAUUUCACACUAAUUCUUGUGUCCUCAACAAAAAAUGAACUGUCAAGCUGUUAAGGAAUGUAGCCUACAUCAGCCCUUUCUGUGUAUGUAUUUAUUUGUAUUAAUUUAACCUUUAUUUAACAAAGUAAGUCAGUUAAGAGCAAAUUCUUAUUUACAAUGACGGCCUACCAAGAGGCAAAAGGUCUCCUGCGGAGACAGGGGCUGGGAUUAAAAAUGUACAUUUACAUUUACGUCAUUUAGCAGACGCUCUUAUCCAGAGCGACUUACAAAUGUACAAAACACACAUCACGACAAGAGACACCACAACACUACAUAAAGAGAGACCUAAGACAACAACACAGCAUGGCAGCAACACAUGACAACGCAGCAUGGUAGCAACACAACAUGACAAUAACACAGUAGCGACACAACAUGGCAGCAGCACAAACAUGGUACAAACAUUAUUCGACACAGACAACAGCACAAAGGGCAAAAAGGUAGAGACAACAAUACAUAAUGCGAAGCAGCCACAAGUGUCACUAAGAGUGUCAAUAAUUCUCAGAAAGGAAGGGGUCAUCGAGAUAGGACUGAUGCAACACAUGAUAAAUAAACCAAAUGGGUUAUUCUGUGACUCAAAAGCAGCCCACUCCUUUGGUUUAUUUAUCAUGUGUUGCAUCAGUCCUAUCUCUAUGACCCCUUUCUGAGAAAAUAAAGAAGAAGAGGUAGAGAGAGGAGGAGACGCUCUCUCUUUGUUUGUAUGUGUUGAUAUGACGUGACCACAGCUACAUGCAGCUGCUGGUUGUUUAUCGCUCGUGGUCACAUCUGUUUAGUUGAUAGUUGUCAGCACUAACUAGCUGAUGAACAUGGAGCACCAACUUAGCUCAUGACAACUUAGUACAGUACUUCUGACCAUCAAAAGGCUAAGUUGAGUUCCUGACAGCUCACAGAUCUAUGUUGACUGUAAUAUUGGUCCACACAGAUGUAGGCUAUAUGUAUCCAUGUUCAGUGUCUGUAGGUGAAUAUUCCCGACAGUAUACAGCUGUUAGUUUAAUCUGUAUAGUUUCAUGCUACAUCUCUGUUGAUGUUUGACUCUGGUUCCCCAGGUUCAUGUGUCGGCGUGUGAUGGCAUUCCUGGGGAGGACCUACUACUUCUUCAUGGGCUUUAGGGUGGUGGUGAAGGGCCAGCAGGUGAGCAGUGCAGAGGCCCCCAUUCUGGCUGUGGCCCCACACUCCACCUUCUUUGAUGGAAUUGUGUGCAUCGUAGCAGGCCUGCCCUCCACUGUGUCCCGCACUGAGAACCUCGCCACUCCUAUAUUCGGCAGUGAGUGUUGUUUCUGUCUGGGGGUUUUUCAGUAGAGGGAUUUUUUUCAAAAAGUGAUGAUUAGAGUGUGUGUUAUGUGUCAGCAGUAAGUGUGGGUCUUUCAGCGAUAAGUGUGGGUACUUAUUCUGAUUCUGUUUGCAGAUGUAAUAUCCGUUAGUGUUUAUCUGAUGUGUUUUUUUCCUCUCUCCACCCAGGGUGUGUGCGGUGCCUCUAGCCUGUAACGGUGUGUGUUUGUGCUGAGCGUGUAACUGACAUUUUUAAACAACUAAUUGACCAACAUCGGUUCAAUUAUUUAAUUUCCAUUUCGUUCCGGGUUUUUCUGUGAGCUCAAUGCGUACAUUGCACAGUUUCUCUAGAGAUAAAUCAGAUCCAGCCUGAACUGUGCGAUGUAGUAGGGAGUUGUAGUUUCCAACAGGCCAAUAUUAUACAUAGUUUAGUGCAUAAAACGUGGUAAUUAACUACAAUGACCAUAAUCCAUUGCACAUCUACUUGUCCGGUCUGUGUUUCUUUUACGCCUGCUACGGAAGAGACGGAAGAAUGCGCGAUCGUGAGGUGAUACAGAGAGCAGCUGUUGCUUCGUGAUGUAUCUCUAACUACAAAUACAUGAUCUAAGUGAUUGAUAGUUGUUAUUCAGCAGUCAUAAAUGUAUGCCUUAUUUACUUUGAAGAACUACAAAAUAGUGAUUUUGUCAGACAGCAUAGGCAGCAGCUCUAUAGAGAUAAGACGAUGACUUGGAAUGAAAUAAUAAAGUAAUCAAAUAAAACAAAUGCAAUAUACACAACACUGAAAUAUUUUAUUAAAGCAAUGUGAAUAAAUUAUGGUUAAUAAGUGAUAAGUAGUAAUGGCCAGUCACUACCUUCAUGGGACUUUUAUUAAUUGUUUUAUUCUGUGUUACAGCAUUCAACCCACAUAAUGCAUAGUGCAUUUAAUGUUAAUUUUUUUUAUCAAAAACCGUAAGAUAAAAAAAAAAAAAUCUAACCGAACCGAUCUUAAACACUAAUCGCUCAGCACUAGUGUGUGUGUGUAUCUGAUGUGUGUUUCCUCUCUCCAUCCAGGGUUUGUGCGGUGUCUCCAGCCGGUGCUGGUCUCCAGACAGGACCCAGACUCCCGUAAGAACACCAUUAUGGAGAUAGACAGCAGAGCCAAGUCUGGAGGCCGCUGGCCACAGGUCUGUCGCAUGCAUACACACACACACAGUCUUGUGGGGACGCACAAUUCAGUCCCAUUCAAAAUCCUAUUUUCCCCAACACAUAACCCUAAACCUAACCCAAGCUCCUAACCCUAGCUCCUAACCCUCAACCUAAUUCUAACCCUAACACUAAUUCUAAGCUUAACCCCAAACCCCCUAGAAAUAGCAUUUCACCUUGUGGGGACUAACAAUAUGUCCCCAUUGGUCCAUUUUUUGUUUGUUUACUAUUCUUGUGGGGACUUCUGGUCCCCACAAAUAUAGUUAAACACAUCCACACACAUACACACACACACACAGCCAUUUGGUAAUUUUUAUCAUAAUUGAUCAUGUCUUGUCUAGCUUGUAGUCUGACAAGGAGCAUGGGAAUUAAACAUCACACCUUUUUACACCAGGAAGUUGCCUUGUGAACUUCCUCUCACGUGACAUAUCCUUCAAACACAAUUUCUGUCACUACUUCCCUGUGACAGAAAGUCUGCUUCAUUCAGCAUAGAAUGAAACACUGGCCUAGAUCCAUCUACAUUGUCAGUGGCUGUACUAAAAUAAACCUGUUAUUUAUGUUCCAGAUCCUGGUCUUCCCUGAGGGGACUUGUACAAAUCGCUCAUGUCUCAUCACUUUCAAACAAGGUAGGUUGAGCUUCACUACCAUGCUUGUUUUUAAAUAGGAGUAGAAACACAUACUCAACAUUUGUGUGUGGAUCCAAGGUAUCAACUGAUGCCAAACAGUGUACCAUUGAUAGGGUAUGAAAAUCAUGUGGGACCCUACAAUGUCCAUAUUAUAUUCCCAUCUAACAGGCUGGUUGUCAUUUGCUUAUAGUGGAGACGGACAGCCUUCCAGACAGUCUGCAGGGAGAGACAGACAGUAGCAUCCACUCUAGUGGUGUCAUUUACUUAAUGCAAAUUCACUUGUAAACAAAUGGCAGAGAUAUGGCCAUGCGGUUGCAGAAUGGUGUUCAUUUAGCUUCUUUCUGGGGUGCUUGUGUAACAGGUGUGAAAUGGCUAGCUAGUUAGCUGUGUGUGCUAGUAGAGUUUCAAUCAGUGACUUCACCCACUCUGUGACCUUGAAGUAGUUGUUUCCUUUGCUCUGCAAGGGCUGUGGCUUUUGUGGAGUGAUGGGUAACUAUGCUUCGAGGGUGACUGUUGUCGAUGUGUGCAGAGGGUCCCUGGUUCAAGCCCAGGUUGGGGCGAGGAGCGGGAUGGAAACAAUACUGUUACACUUGUUUUGACACAACACCUCUCCAUUUUUGCAGUAUACUACAUGCUAUGUGCCUCAUUGUGUGGUCAGUCACCUGAUGCAAACACAAUGGGCUUCUCCAGAGUGAAGGGGCCUGAGUGUAUCCAUUACUUCCUGGAACAGAACAGUAGCCAUAGCGACAUGGAAUAGAUUGCGCGUUGUGAUAAUGAACUUCAGAAGGAAAUGACUGAAGAUUAACUACACAAAAUACGAAGAACUAGGCUAUUAGGAUCUGAGUGAAUUGUACAGUAGCUAAUGCUACGGUUAAAUCCUAAAGCUGUAAACCUGAGAAUGCAUCUAAUAGUCCAUGUAAAUAACAGCAUACAAGACCCUCAUUUACACUCUAUGGCAUGUUACAGCAUUUGCAUAGUCAUUUGCAUCUAACAGAAUUGCUUUGUUCUACUACAGUGCCAAUAGCCAAACCCACAGACCUAAUACUAGUGGCUUCCAUACAGUACUGAUUGGUAUAUUGAUCAGGGUUAGAUGAAUCCAGCUUCUGGUCUUGUUAUUGAUUGGACAUGUACUGUGGGUAAAUGAGCUCUCAUCGCCUGCACUCCAAUUAGUAGGCUGUCUGUGCUCCUGUGUUUGCACACAUGGGUUGUGUGUGUGUGUGUGUGUGUGUGUGUGUGUGUGUGUGUGUGUGUGUGUGCGUGCUCACUUAGUUAGAAUAGUAGUCAGUGCUGGAGGUCAGUAGGGUCUCACUCUGUCCCUCUCUCCCCAUCAGGUGCCUUCUUCCCUGGGGUCCCAGUGCAGCCUGUGGUCAUGAGAUAUCCCAACAGACUGGACACUGUGACUUGGACUUGGCAAGGCUUCAGCUCGUAAGUCUACAGUACACUCAGUGGAUUACAAUAAUCAGUGUUGCCUCACUGCUUCAACGCUAUAUUUACCCUGUUGUUUUCUGUACACUCUCUCACAUUGCAAUUAUGUUCUUGUAACUUCUCCUCAAGGGCCCAUAGUUAGGCUUCAAACUCUGGGAAUAGAGAUUUUCACUGUUCAGCGAUGAAUUGUUUUUCAGUUUAGUAGGUUUACAUUUCAAUCUUGUUGUAUGGGAUUACCAUUAUGCACUUUGAAUAGAGGUGAUGAUGAUUUUUGGUGAUGUUCUUUCAGGAGAACCUUGCUGCUUCUCACUCUGUCUCAGCUCUACACCAAUGUAGAGAUAGAGGUUAGUAUUAGCACACUACACAGGAUUACUUACUUAGAAGGCCAAGAGAUAGUGACUUCAUAACACAUUCAUUAGCAGUACCUAUGUGUUAUGUAUGGUUUAUAAAUGUGUUAUGUAUGGCUUAUGAACGUGUUAUAAAGUCCUUAUCUAGGUGGCCCUCCAGUUAGCCUGUACUUCCUGGUUAGUCCCUGUUUUGACCUUUGCCCUCUCCUCCAGUUUCUCCCUCCAGUUACCCCCACUGAGGAGGAGAAGGAAAGACCUGUGCUGUUCGCCAGGAGAGUACGAAAUGUUAUGGCCCAGUAAGUGUGUGUGUGUUUGGUAUUACAGCAUUUAAUAAUAGCUUCCUUAUGUUUAUUCUUACCCAUCUCUUCAAUGCUAUCCCUUUGUGUGUGCAGGGCCCUGGGUGUGCCAGUGACGGACCACACAUAUGAGGACUGUAGACUGAUGAUCUCGGCUGGGGAGCUCACUCUUCCCAUGGAGGCUGGUCUAGUGGAGUUCACUAAGAUCAGCCAAAAACUUGAGUAAGACUGGCUCCUCUGCCGCUUUAAUACUGUGUUAUUGCCACACUGCAUUAGACAAUACUACUUUAUUUGUCCAACUGCUACAUAGGCAAUUGGUAAUAGUUGGACACACACACAGACCUACACCCUCUUCCUCCCCUGAGUAAGUCCUUGCGUCCUGCCUUCCUCCUUUCCUCCCUGGUCCCCCUCAGCCUAAAGUGGGACAAUGUGAAGAAGGAGCUGGAGGGCUUUGCAGCCGUGGCCUGCUCCUGUAAAGGAGGCCGCAUCACCAUCCAGGAGUUCGCCAGCUUCCUCAAGCUGCCCAUCAGCCCCGCCCUGCAGGAGCUGUUUGCUCUCUUUGACAGGGUGAGAGCCAGUCACAUCUAGUUCAAUCUCUCUUCUAGGUUUUCCUAGGUUGUGUUGGAUUGGUGCAAGCUUGGCUGGAGGAAGUGUACACCAUAUUUCUUACAACAUUCCUUUGAAAUCUACAAAGGGAAGUGUACGAGUGCACUAUUCUUGCGAAGCGUAGAUAAUCAGACCACAGCCAUUCUGUCUGUUCUCUCCAACUCUCCAACCUGUGACUGGAUGGGCUAAGUAACUGAGGAUUUAGUAUGAUGUCCCUCACUGCUUUGUUCAUAGAGGGGGUAAACAAACUGUCUGAAGAAAUAAAGGAACCAUUGUUCAUCUUGGAAAAACAUACUGUAUGUGUAUAGUAUUGUAGUCCACAGAAUGCAAUGUGUAGUCUGGCUUUGUUAACUGAUACUUACCUCUCACUCUGUCUCUCUCUAGAAUGGAGAUGGCACCAUUGAUUUCAGAGAGUAUGUCAUCGGUGUAACCAUCUUGUGUCGGCCAGCCAACACCGAAGAGGUCCUCCGCACAGCUUUCCAGGUUCGGCCAAUAAAAACCCUGCUUGUUGCGAAUGUAGCUGUCCCACACAUGACAUUGGGGCGUUGGAAUGUAGCUGACACAGACUGUGUCUGUGAGGUCUACCAAUGGUUUGGGAGCAAUAGAGGAGCGCUCAGUGGCUAUGAUAAAGUCAAAUACGUGUGAGUGGGGGGUACUGUUUUGUGGUUGUCUGAGGGGAACAUGAAGUAGGUUUGAAAGCCACAUGGUCAUAAGAGCAAUCUCGUUUUCAAUAAGCAAGUCUAUGUGUUGUCAUUACUUAAGUUAUUGUCUCCCUCUCCUUAGCUGUUUGACACUGACGAGGACCAGAGAAUCACUCAUGAAGAGUUCUCCUCCAUGCUUCGCUCUGCUCUAGGUGUGUGUGACCUCAACGUCUCCAAACUCUUCAAGGAGAUGGACACAGACAGCUCUGAAUUCAUCACUUUCUGUAAGUAGACCAUUGUGAAGGUCAAAGUUUAUCUGUAGUGGAGGACUACAGCGUAAACAAAAGGCAGCUGACUGCUUGCUUUGACAGAACACCAUAGAAAAAAGGCCGGAUUGAGUCUUGGAUCUGUCCUUUGUAGAAAUAUAGAAAGAUAAAUACUAUAUGGAUUUGAAAGUGGGAUAUUAGUAUUUGUAUUGUUUCUUUUAUUCUUGCUUUUUAAUUCUCAUAGGAAAUUAACAUUACUAUCAAAAGUAGCCCAUUUUAAACAACAACUUUGUGGAAUUUUAUUUGAAUUUUUAUGAUGUAACAGAAUUUCUUCUUUAGUCACUGACAAUUUGAAUAUAGUUCUGAUUUUAUCCUCUCUGCAACUGAAUUCCAGGUAUUGUGAGCAUUGAUAAUAUACCAAAUAUACUACUGUAAGUUCUGAUUUGAUCCUCUGUCUUUCCAUUUCCCUCUCCAGCCGAGUUCCAGGCGUUUGCCCUGAACCACCCAGAGUAUGCCAAGCUGUUCACCACCUACCUGGAGCUCCAGCGGUACCAGGCCCUCCAGGGGGUGGAGUCAGAACUCUCUUGCACCAAUCACGUCUGCUCUGAGGACAACCAGGAAGAGAGCACCUCUGACAAGAAGGACGACUAAGUCUGAGGCAGAGACUGUCGUUUUGUUCGAGAGCAUUACCAUACAUUUUGCUCAGUAGCUGAU